Messenger RNA from Elgaria multicarinata webbii, 2349 nucleotides. It is a transcript of the gene SCCPDH, whose product is annotated as saccharopine dehydrogenase (putative). Gene Ontology annotation, cellular component: mitochondrion; lipid droplet; plasma membrane. The record is from RefSeq and is a predicted model, not a curated record. The transcript has 12 exons. Gene Ontology annotation, biological process: glycolipid biosynthetic process. Lineage: Eukaryota; Metazoa; Chordata; Lepidosauria; Squamata; Anguidae. Bases 94 to 1380 code for a protein of 428 amino acids.
GUUCGGUGGCAGUUGAGAGUCGCGCACCGUUGCGCAGUGGCCGCUGUCCUUUCCUCCCCACGGAGUGAGUGAGGGGGUCCUCUUCCUGUUCCCAUGGCGACCGGGCGGCCUUUCCAGCUGGUGGUGUUUGGGGCCUCGGGCUUCACAGGGCAGUUCGUGGCCGAGGAGGUUGCUCGGGUGGCUGCCGAGGAUGAGCUGCGCGGCUCGCUCCGCUGGGCUGUGGCCGGCAGGAACCGAGAGAAGUUGCAGGCUGUGGUCGAAAAAGCGACCGCGAAACUGGGGAAGACAGAACUGAAAUCAGAAGUUGGCAUAAUACUGUGUGAUGUCGGUGAUCCAUCCUCUCUUGCUAGUAUGGCUAAACAAACUGCUAUUGUUUUGAACUGCGUAGGACCUUACAGGUUUUUUGGAGAACCUGUCGUGAAAGCUUGUGUUGAGAAUGGUGCAAGCUGUGUCGACAUUAGUGGAGAACCGCAGUUUCUGGAAGGAAUGUAUCUGAAUUACAAUGACAAAGCUGCAGAAAAGGGAGUAUAUAUUAUUGGAAGCUGUGGUUUUGACUCCAUUCCAGCAGAUAUGGGAGUUUUGUACACCAGAAAUAAUUUGAAAGGUACCUUAACUGCAGUUGAAAGUUUUCUGAAUGUAAAAUCUGGCCCAGAGGGUAGCUGUAUUCAUGAUGGGACCUGGAAAUCGGCUGUAUAUGGCAUUGCAGAUCAAGACAAUCUGAAGAAAGUUCGAAGGCAAAUAGGGUACAAACCCCUUCCAGUGAUUGGAGCAAAACUUAAGAGAAGAGGUGCAGUGUUUUACAGUAACGAACUCAAACAGUAUUCCAUUCCAUUCAUGGGAUCAGAUGCCUCUGUAGUAAAACGAACUCAACGCUAUUUGCAUACACAUCUGCAAGAAACACCUGUGCAAUAUGCUGCUUACUCCACUGUCGGUGGUAUUGGAUCUGUCAUUAAGCUAAUGUUUGCUGGCUUUUUAUUUUUAAUGCUUGUGAAAUUCAACUUUGGAAGAAAGCUCCUGAUAAAAUAUCCUGAAUUUUUUUCUGGAGGAUAUUUUACAAAGGAAGGACCAACAGAGAAACAGAUGGAAGGAUCAUCCUUUGAAAUGACAUUUUUUGGAGAGGGAUACAGCACAGGCCAAGAUCCACAGCAGGGCAAACCAAAUGUUAAAAUAUGCACUCAAGUGAGGGGACCAGAGGCUGGCUAUGUUGCUACACCUAUAGCAAUGGUUCAGGCAGCUGUGGCCCUUCUAAAGGACAAGAGUUCUCUUCCUAAAAAAGGAGGUGUCUAUACUCCUGGGGCUGCAUUCUCCAAUACAAAACUUAUUGACAGACUCAACAAGCAUGGAAUUGAGUUCUCUGUUAUUAGCAAGCCUGAAGCCUAAAAAAAACAUUCCGAAGAGACAGCAGGACCAGCAAGCCUUUGUAUGGUACUUGCACACCAAAAAUAUCAAUUAAGAAGGGUUGCUAAGUUUAAUAAAAUACUUACAAUUGUUUUUAUAUGUAAUAUGAGCACUUGUUCCAUAUUGUUGCUUGAAAUGGGAGUAAGGAGGUCUUGCAUUUUCACAACUGGAAAUGUGUUUAAGGGAGCAUGGAGUGGUUAAGCUAAUGAAAAGAGUAUUGUUAGAAUUAUAGAAACAAAUGCUUGAAACUAAGAAAGUUGUCUAAUAUAAUUUGAUAGAAAUUAAAUUUUAGCUAUGGUAAUUAGUAAUCUGCUCAUUUUUUAAAGUAGUAACUACGAAAGCAUUACUUAUUUUUUUGUUUAGAAUUCUGAACGUUGUUGCUGAUUUUAUUAUAAAACUGUGCCUUAACUGAUCCAGUUUUGGAGAUAGCAGAGCAGUGUUUGUGAAGAAAACUAAUGUCUUGUUGGGGCAAAAGGCUGGUGUCAGUAUUCCAUCAAUUUUGAUUUAGUUGUCUCAGGACUCUUCCACAGAGAGGCCUCUACCCAGUUGCACUUAGCCAUGAUUAAGGCUGUUAUCUAUACUUAUUAGAAAUAAGCUUCAUUGAUCCUUAGUGCCCAGUCACAUGUAUGUUUAGUCAAAUAAGUAUUUUAUUAACACCAGUGGAACAAAGUAGUUGGGCUUAACAUAGUCCUUAUGAGGCCUAGUCCCAAUUAGGUGUACUGCUAUUCAGUGGAAUGUUUUUCUAAAUCAAAUUGAGCUUUGUUUAGAAACAUUUAUGCUGUUUGAAUAGUAGCUUCGUAAACUUCCACGAGUAGCUGACAUUUCUUUGCUAUGGAGAUAAGCUUAAGGCAGGGGAAAAUAGGGUACUAAUGUGUAAAGAAGAAAGUAUUUCUAGUUGCUGUUACUUUCUUUUGUUCUUUCACAAUGUAAUAAAAGAGGGUUGCAAAUCUA